Messenger RNA from Cucurbita moschata (crookneck pumpkin), 888 nucleotides. RefSeq names its product peptidyl-prolyl cis-trans isomerase FKBP15-1-like. Gene Ontology annotation, molecular function: peptidyl-prolyl cis-trans isomerase activity. The record is from RefSeq and is a predicted model, not a curated record. The transcript has 7 exons. NCBI's taxonomy places the organism in Eukaryota, Viridiplantae, Streptophyta, Magnoliopsida, Cucurbitales, Cucurbitaceae. Gene Ontology annotation, biological process: protein peptidyl-prolyl isomerization. Bases 204 to 653 code for a protein of 149 amino acids.
AAUCAAUAACAAAGAUUUAUACAAUUUCUGAUAUGUUGAAAGAUUUUCAAUAUGAUCGGUGGAGAUAACGAAAAUGUCUGAAAUGUAGCCCGAUCACCGCUUCUUCUGACGCGUCUCUCUAGAUUUGCGACGAAUCAGCCAAUUUUUUUGGAUCAGCAAUCGAUCAACACAAUCGCACUCUCAGAACAAAUUCCAGGUGAAUAAUGAAGGCUUCUCUAAUUUUCUUCUUGCUUGCGUGCACUUCAGUCUACGCGAUGUCGGAUGAAGAUGUAACUGAGUUACAGAUUGAUGUUACGAGUAGGCCAUCAUCUUGUGAUAUUGAAACUCGUAAAGGAGAUAAAAUCAAAGUUCAUUAUCGUGGGAUGUUCACAGAUGGGACUGUUUUUGACUCUAGUUUUGAAAGGGGUGUCCCAUUUGAGUUUCAGCUUGGCGCUGGUAAAGUAAUUAAAGGAUGGGACCAAGGAUUACUAGGAAUGUGCGUUGGUGAGAAACGGAAAUUGACCAUUCCUUCAAAGUUAGGAUAUGGACCGCACGGCGUUCCACCAACCAUACCAGGUGGUGUAACACUUGUCUUUGACACUGAGCUUGUUGCUAUUAAUGGGAAACCAUCAAGUGGUGGAAACUCAGUCAAGGAAGAGAGUGAUGAUCUAUAAGUGAAACCACCUAUUCUACCAUUGGAGCCCCUUCGGUUGAGAUGCUUAUCAAUCUUCUCCAACUUUAGUUUCUUCCAUUUUUCAUACUCUUUUCACUUUCUACUUUUCCUUAUAGCUACUUUAGAGUACGAGUUUUCGAUUUAUUUGCCUCUCGUUUAAGUUUUGAUGAGAUGCUAAUUUACGAUAUUUAUUUUGAAUUCUUAGAAUUAAUGAAGAGCAACUCUCGAUUUAUUUG